UCGGAAACCGCGGCAUGUACGAGACAGAAAGUAAACAACCGAAUUCUAAGGAUGUUUUCUGGACAAAGAUUGAUCCAAGAAAAAAGAAUGGUGAGGACGCUGUUGUUCCAGGAGUGACUGCACCAGGUAAUCGCCGUCCACACAGACCUAAGAAAAUGAAGUCGAAUCAAGUGAAAUCAGGUCGCAAAACCACAGAGGUCAAGGCCACAAUACCUGUCAAAUCUCCAGUCAAGGUCAUGAACUUAUCAGCUGAUGCCACCACAAUAACACAGGAUUUAACAGUUGAAAGUCUUCAAGAACAGCCACACAAGCAUUUCCGAGGCAAUAUGAAGAAAGUUUCGCUGAAAGACCUGUGUGCAGAUGACAAGAAGCGUGUCGCUAACCUCAUAAAGGAACUAGCCAAGAUGGGGGAUGAGAAGGAGGCGGUACUGGGACAGCUACAGACAGAGAGGAGAGAGUACGAGAAACAGGUGCUACAAAUGGUCAACCAACAGGAACAGAUUCUACAGGAGAGAGAGGAUAUCCAGAGUAAGCUGUUCCAAUGUCAGGAGUUGCUGAGUAGAUACAAGGAUCAGCUUCUGGAGAGAGAGGAACAACUUAACACAUCUAUUACAGAGAUCGUCUAUAAAAAGGAAUCCCAGCGCAGAGGAACUGCUGACGAAGAAGAGGAUUAUGAACAUUAUAGAAGACAGAGUCAUAAACAGAGAGGAAAUAAAGAAAACAUAGAAAAAGGAAGGAACGAACUCCAUCAGAAGUACAUUGAAGUAGAAACAACCAAGGACCGCCUCCGUCGACCUUUCACCUCUAUGAUUGAUAAGGAAAUAGCUAAAAGGAAACAAAAUGAAGAUGGAGGACUCAGUACCAUUGUGGCUUCAGAGUCCUCCACAACAACUCCACCCAGGCAUCAAGGGGGAAGGAUUGAUUAUAGUGACCGGAUACCAGUCAUACAAGCUUUUCGGGAACCAGUUAUGUCUAGUACACAGAAGAGUGCUGAUAUUAGAGCUUAUGUUGAGGAGGAUUCACCAAGAGAUGAGUUUCAGCGUCUGGAGCCCGAUAUGAGUCCAAGGUCAUCCAGAGCCUCAUUUCCAUCUGGCUCUCCAAAAGGUCAAAGGUCAUCCUCGCCUAUAAGUCAGUCUGGGAAAUCAAAUAAGGUGGGAUUUAAGGAAAAACUUACUGUAGAUAAUGAUGAAUUACAGAAACAUUCUCCACAGCUUGGAUCUGGAAACAAGGAGUUUCUUCAAAAGUAUAAGAAACUUAGUUCAACUGAACGCAAGCAUGAACUCUUGAAACAGCGGGAAGCUUUACUUGAAGAACAGAAGAGACUCAGGAAGGUGUUAAUGGAGCAAGAGGCACAGCUAAAGAGAAAGCAGGAUAUCAUAGAGAAACGUCGCUCAACUCAGCAAGCCAGAAUGGAUUAUCUGGAGAAAAAUGGGGAAUUCCCUGACAAAGAUGACAAUGAAGGGAGUGUGUUUAAUGUGCCUGACAGUGGAAGUGUGUGUGAAGGUCGUGUUGAUAAACUUAACCUUGAUAGGUGUUUGAGUGAGGAAGACAUUUUUAACCUUGAGGAUAAAGAAGAAAUACGUAGAGAAGCUGCAAACAAAGGUGCUUCAACUGAUUUUCCCUUAAGAGAACCCACUGCAAUCUCAAAAAUUCAGGAAAUUAAAACACUUGGUCCAAAAAAUUAUCCUAAGUCAAACACACAAGAGAAAUACACUAGAGCUACUUCACCGCUAAAGCUUGAAAGUGAAGAUACUGGAUCCACACCUUCUACUCCGAGGCUGAUCGAUGCUGCCACCAGUUAUUCCAGAAGAUUGGAUCAUUCCAUAGAGAGGGUGGCAGAGGAUCCUGUUACCACCCCUACCAGGAGAAUGGAUGCUGCUACGAGCUACUCUUGUAGAAGUCCUCGCUCUCCUGUACCAAAUGAAGAUUUCAUAGAUUUACCAAGACAGAAUAAUCUUCCCUUACAGACAAACCGCCAAAGGGCGUGUAAGACGUCUAGUCCAAGAUUACCCUCAACACCAGGAGAGAAGACAUUAUCAGUUGUAGAAAUAGUCAAUUCCUUAGAAGAAGAAUCUCCGGCCCACCCCUCACAUCUCAUUAGAUCCUCCAUUCAAAGGGACAUCACUCCUACCACGACCAAAUCUAUCCCUGUGGGGGGAACAGCAAAGAUUUUAUCAACUGGAGGCAUGAGGCUCCCUAAGAAUGCCCCCUUUGGGGCCCCGCCUGUUAAAGACCAGUUUUGUGAGGAGUUGGCAGAGGAAACAGCAGAAGAGAGUUCUCUUUUAGAGGACAUUUUCUUCUUGUGAAUUGUUUCAUUCAUUUAGCAGAAAAAAACUUUAUGUGAUAUUAUGAUGUAGAUUAAUAUUUAUUUUCUUUACUAGCUGAUAUUUAAUUGGAAAGUCAAGGAUUGAAAUUGGGGUAUUUAGUGUACAUAAGUAAAUGCACAAUUCUUUGCAUUUUAAUUCUUUUUUUUUUUUAUGCAGUAGUUAUGUAAAAAAAAAUUUUGGUUGUUGCUGAGAUACACAGGAAAUCUGUCAAAUUUAAUUGAAGCAUUAAAAAACCCACUCUCCAUUUUGUUACUUUCAGUAAUGUUUUGACAUUUAAUAUUUAGUGAAUUGUUGAUAGAUACAUGUACAUGAUGUAUAAACUGAUUUGUACACUGUGAA
Molecule: messenger RNA, 2666 nt
Organism: Saccostrea echinata
Lineage: Eukaryota; Metazoa; Mollusca; Bivalvia; Ostreida; Ostreidae
Product: protein hinderin-like
Exons: 10
Coding region: 15-2306 (763 amino acids)
Source: RefSeq, a predicted model, not a curated record